Molecule: messenger RNA, 618 nt
Organism: Pistacia vera
Lineage: Eukaryota; Viridiplantae; Streptophyta; Magnoliopsida; Sapindales; Anacardiaceae
Product: protein TIC 22-like, chloroplastic
Exons: 7
Coding region: 1-480 (159 amino acids)
Biological process (GO): protein transport
Cellular component (GO): chloroplast
Source: RefSeq, a predicted model, not a curated record
AUGUGUGGGUAUCUUGAGUGGUUUUGGGUUAAUCGUCAAGGGAAGAACUUCUGUGUUCUUGGUAUAGGAAUUUCCAAGAUGAGUAUUCUUAGGGCAGAUUACGGUGUUGCUGUCCAUGAAGGGGCAAAGGCUGUAGUUCCUGCUAAAGAUAUUGUUUGGGAUUCUGAAAGGGAAAAAGCUGGAUUUUCAGAGGAUGGCUUCUCUGGGGUACCAGUUUUCCAGUCAAGGAGUUUGGUACUGAGAAGCCAAAACAAAAGCUAUCGUCCAGUUUUCUUUAGAAAGGAGGAUUUAGAAAAAUCUCUUCACAGAGCAUCUCGCCAGCAGAAUAAGUUAAAUCCUGCUUUCAGAGAGGGUGAUAUUCAGGUUGCUGUUUUCGAGGAAAUAAUUAAGGGGAUGAAGGAGAGUAAUAAUUCAACAUGGAAUGAUGUUAUUUUCAUCCCUCCUGGGUUUGAUGUUUCAACAGUCCCCACCCAGCCAUAGGCAACUGGAGAGGCUUAGGUGAUGAUAUUUUUAGACUAAAUUCUCAAAUUUUUAUGCAAUUCUUGUCUUUUGCAAUUUUAUCUUUUGUCAUUACUGCUAAUCAUAUAAAUGAAGACAUUUCUAAAGUUGUGGAUUAAA